Patiria miniata (bat star) is the source of this 2254-nucleotide messenger RNA. Its product is annotated as neuronal acetylcholine receptor subunit alpha-6-like. The transcript has 8 exons. The record is from RefSeq and is a predicted model, not a curated record. Gene Ontology annotation, cellular component: membrane; neuron projection; synapse. Gene Ontology annotation, biological process: signal transduction; nervous system process; regulation of membrane potential. The coding region runs from base 10 to 1419 and encodes 469 amino acids. Lineage: Eukaryota; Metazoa; Echinodermata; Asteroidea; Valvatida; Asterinidae. Gene Ontology annotation, molecular function: transmembrane signaling receptor activity; neurotransmitter receptor activity; extracellular ligand-gated monoatomic ion channel activity.
AGUGAUGUGAUGGCGAGCGGACUGGUAGCACCGUUGUGGCUUCUCUCUGCUCUUCUGCUAAAUACGGGACGGUCAUGUAAUGCCUACAAUGCCACUGACCCUUAUCUGACCGAAACGCGUCUUCGUCACCUGAUCGUGACAGGCAACGGUAUCUUCGACAUGCUGCGACGUCCUGCCAUUGCAUCCAACCAUUCUGUUGUUGUUGAUCUCGCGUUCAACAUGUACGCCCUCAUAUCAAUGGACGAGAAAGCACAGGUUAUGACUGGCGCGUCAUGGAUGAAAUUGACAUGGCACGACUACCGAGCUCGCUGGGAUCCAAUGGAUUAUGACAACAUCACUCACCUGUCACUGGGCCUCAGUGAAAUAUGGACGCCCAAGAUUCUUCUAACCAACGAGGCAGGUGACAUGAUUCAAAACCCCGUUCCCGAAAGCGUCUUUUUAGCCCUGCUGAAGUGGGAUGGAACAGUCGACCUACAAGGUCCAGUUAUCCACAAGACACAUUGCGGGAUGAAACUCUCAGAGUUCCCCUUCGAUCGGCAGAGCUGCUGGCUGAUUUUUGCGUCCCAGAACAUGCCGAAGGACAUGAUGACUCUUCGUCCCGGCGCCAGCCAAGUGGAUAAUCUGGAGAUACCCAGUCAGUGGCGACCCCUCAGACUGACCGGCCUAGUGACUGAAUAUGUCUUUGAUUCACAAACCUACGAGGCAUUAGUUUUGGAAUUCACCGCCGAGCGGCUGCCGCACUACAACCUGAUGAAUGUGGCCCUGCCGUCGAUUACUAUGGCGUUCAUCUCGCUCUGGGUGUUCUGGCUACCUCCAGAGAGUGGCGAGAAAGUUUCUAUGGCCGUGUCCAUCUUGCUUGGCCAGGCCGUCCUCUGGCUGGUCGUGAUCGAGUCUCUGCCGCCCACGGGUGGCCAAGGCACGCCGAUCCUACUGAGCAGCAUCGAGUGUAACUUCCUCGUGGGCGGCCUGGCAAUCCUGCUCAGCGUGGUCACGGUCAGAGUGCACCACCGGCCCGGGCCGUUACGUGGGCGCCUGCUCCGGACGGUGUUUCUCCGCGUUCUGCCCAUGGUCGUGUGCGUGGCGCGUGGGAGGGAAAAGGUUUGCGGGAGUGACUCGCAAACUCUGACAGACGGGAAGUGCACUCACACGGUGGACGAAGACUCGGUGGAGACGCUGACCCUACCAGACGGGAAAGCUCAGAGCGUCACGAGAAGCACAGAGGAUAGAUUCUUCGUCAAGGUUGCCGAAUUGAAAUUACACGAAGACCCCCAGAGUUGCUCCAAAGCCAUCAAAGACGAAAAUGAUUCAGACGAUAUGAAGCUGGUUGCAGCAGCGCUAGAUCGCUUCUUCUUCGUGAUUGCGGCAGUUUUGUUCAUUUACGGCAAUCUUCCUCUGAUUGUAAAAUGGAUGUUCAUGUAAAAACAAAAUAGCUGCGACAUAUAGGAAUGCGUCAUCAUAGUCUGAGAUAACGCAUCAGGUUCAGUUCCUGUGUUUAAAGUGGUCAUUCUUUAGGAAUGUUCUAAACACAAAUGUAGUGGAACAUUUUUAUGAGGUGUUUUAUGAGAAAGUUUUGUGAACAUUGUGUGAUUUUAUUAAAAACAAUUUAUUAAAAUGUGUAAAAUUCCGCAACUUAAAAAUGUAAUGAGUUAUUUGAAUGAGUGUUGUACUAAACGGUAGCUUUUAAACUGGACUUUCAUGUCCUAGAUUUUGACAGUGCUAUACAUGCAGAACUACACUUAUACAAUGGUCCCGGAUUUUUUUUGUUUUUGUUUUUUGCACUUACACUGUAUUAUAUUUUACAUAAAGGUAGGAAUCUUAUUUGAAAGUGCUUUUAAAAAAUGACUAUAAUACUAGGUGUUUCUCUUUGUAUCUUAUUCGUAGUCUCAUUCCUCUACGCUUGCGGCGUCUCUUGCCAGGCAUGCUUGGUUCUAUCCGAUGUUGAUUUAUCUCUUAUCCGUGUGAAUUCAGGCAAGUAAACGGGUACAUUAUAGAGACAUUGCAUGACACAUCAGUGUUAAUUGAAUAUUUUGCCAGAUGUUUGCAAUCGAGUAGAUGGUAAGGAUGGAUGGUGAGCUCACUAUGUAAAAAUAGGGACUCAAAAUAUGCAGCAAGAGCUACAUACCCUGUGUGUGGUUUUGCAACAGAAUGCGAAGAAUAAUAAAGGAACCAGUCUCUAAAAGGAAUUGUCUGAAUUGUCUGAGACAAAUUCUUUCUUCAGUUCCUCUGAUCUGAUAUCAAUUCAGAUCGACUGAGA